This is a messenger RNA of Fraxinus pennsylvanica, 1143 nucleotides long. NCBI's taxonomy places the organism in Eukaryota, Viridiplantae, Streptophyta, Magnoliopsida, Lamiales, Oleaceae. The record is from the annotation of a GenBank genome assembly.
AUGAGGGAUGGCAGUGGAGGACACCAUCGCGCCGUAGGAAAUGCAACUGCAAGACCAUGGGUGAGAGGUAUUGUUGGUGCAGCCACUAUAUACAUGGCAUCACCACAAUGGGACGAUUAUGAAUUCUAUCUAGAUGGGGGGUUGAAGAUUGAACAUACGACAUUUAUGAUGAUCCUCCAAAUUUUUACGAAGAACCGCCAUCAAAUUCAUGAGGAUUUCGAGAAUGCAUGGUUCACCAAGGAGAUGGAGUUGGUUGUGAUUUCUUCUCAACUUCUUCAUCACCAAAAUUGGAAGAUGGCAUCACUACAAGGAAGUUUGACUAAAUUCAAGAAACAGCAAGAGAAGUGCCAAUCAACUCUUACUAGUAUUGCAGCUAAAUCAGGAUCUUUAAAAUCCACACCCUCAAGCACGUCAUCUUCAGCGAAUGCAAAGUCUCCAGCUCCUGUUAAAUUCUCAAAUGAUACAGAACGGCUUCAACAUAUAAACAGCAUUAGGAAAGCUCCUGUCGGGGCUCAAAUCAAACGCGUUAUUCAUUUACUUUUUGAGACGAGGCAAGCCUUGACGCCCGAGCAAAUAAAUGAGGCAUGCUAUGUGGAUACAAAUGCUAACAAAGCUGUCUUUGACAGUUUAAGAAACAAUCCAAAAGUGAGCUAUGACGGGAAGCGAUUCUCUUACAAGUCUAAACAUGAUUUGAAAGAUAAGAACCAGCUUCUUGUCUUGAUACGAAAAUUUCCUGAGGGUAUUGCUGUUAUUGAUCUCAAGGAUUCAUAUUCCAAUGUCAUGGAAGAUUUACAGUCUUUGAAAGCUUCUGGCCAAAUUUGGCUGCUAUCGAACUUUGACUCACAGGAGGAUAUAGCAUAUCCCAAUGAUCCCCGAGCAGUUAUUAAAGUUGAUGAUGAUCUGAAACAAUUAUUCCGGGGGAUUGAACUCCCACGUGAUAUGAUUGACAUUGAAAAAGAUCUUCAAAAAAAUGGAAUGAAGCCGGCUACAAACACGGCCAAGAGGAGGGCCAAGGCACAGGUCCAUGGCAUUACGCCCAAGCCCAAGACGAAGAAGAAGAAGCACGAAAUCAGCAAAAGGACCAAACUUACCAAUGCCCAUCUUCCGGAACUCUUCAAGCACCUCAACGUCCCUGGCUCUUGA